This is a messenger RNA of Brugia malayi, 366 nucleotides long. RefSeq lists its product as uncharacterized. Lineage: Eukaryota; Metazoa; Nematoda; Chromadorea; Rhabditida; Onchocercidae. Gene Ontology annotation, cellular component: MKS complex. The coding region runs from base 1 to 366 and encodes 121 amino acids. The transcript has a single exon. Gene Ontology annotation, biological process: non-motile cilium assembly; protein localization to ciliary transition zone. The record is from RefSeq and is a predicted model, not a curated record.
AUGCUCACUAACAGGGCAUUAUGUUCAAUGAAAUUUUUAGAAUAUGUGAUGGCAACAUUACCUUUAACAGAUUGGACCGAAAGUGAGUACAUAGAUGUGGAAACAUCACUAACAAUUGCAAUCAGUCUUGGAAUAGCAUGUUGUGCUAUUGAAGUUAUAUUACUAACAUUUCAGCUUCAUACAUUUACAAAGGCUAUUUUUUCGAUGUGUUUACAUCUUUUAGCAACAAUUUUCCUAUUGAAAUUUAUUGUUGAUAGUCAUCCAGUAGAUCACUUUUGGAUUGCUUUUGGAAUAUUUUCCGUACCUGCUUUGCUAAUUGCAUGUUUGAAUUUAUGCAUGGAUUUUAGACUGAAAGAACACUGCUAA